Chenopodium quinoa (quinoa) is the source of this 3990-nucleotide messenger RNA. Its product is annotated as protein NUCLEAR FUSION DEFECTIVE 4-like. The record is from RefSeq and is a predicted model, not a curated record. Bases 545 to 2152 code for a protein of 535 amino acids. NCBI's taxonomy places the organism in Eukaryota, Viridiplantae, Streptophyta, Magnoliopsida, Caryophyllales, Amaranthaceae. The transcript has 3 exons. Gene Ontology annotation, cellular component: membrane.
UUGAAGUGAAUUAAAUUUCAAUGUAUGAGAACAAGCCCUUAGCCUUCACCCAAAAAAAAAUAAUAAUAAAAUUGUGUAUUAGAUGUUUUCUAAAACUAUAUUACCAAAAGAUGGGUCAAAUUUUCUACUCAAAAUCCAUAAAAUAAUGAAAAAUAAAUAAAUAAAUAACCACAAACUCACGUUGUUCAUCCCCACAGACUGAUUCACCAACAUCACGUUGUUCAUGAUGAUGAUCCCCUCAUGAAAGAAAUCCAUGGAAGCUUCUGGUAGUUUUCCUCCCCAAAUAGACCUCCCUCAACUUAAAUGCAAAUUAAUGAAUUUAUUCAUCCUUACCAUCAACGUUAAAUUCAUCAAUUAUACAUUCAAAUCCAAUCCAAUCCAACCUUAUUUAUUGUUUUUGUUUAACAUAAAUUCAACUAUAAAUGCAGCAAUAAUCCAGCUCAUUUCAAUUCCAAUUUAAUCACUAAUCACACAUUCAAAUUCAUUGCAUACAAUAAUCUAGACUACAAAUAAACUUCUGUUACGUUGCUAAAGAAAAUAAAAAAUGGUGACACAACCAGAGAGAUUGAGGACAUUUUUCAACAACAGAUGGCUGGUAUUUGUAGCAUCAAUGUGGAUCCAAUCGUUUGCAGGAGUUGGUUAUUUGUUCGGAAGCAUUUCACCAAUGAUCAAGAGUACAAUGAAGUAUAACCAAAAACAACUUUCUUACUUGGGUGUUGCUAAAAACUUAGGCGACUGCGUCGGAUUCUUAGCUGGUGCAGUCUGUCAGAUUCUGCCGUUUUGGGGUGUUUUGACAGUUGGGGUGCUACAUACUUUUCUUGGAUAUGGAUUUCUUUGGCUAAUUAUCGCCAAACGAUUGACUAAUUUGCCUCUUUGGGUGCUAUUCAUUGCCAUAUUUGUGGGAACAAAUGGUGAGACUUAUUAUAAUACAGCUGCUCUAGUAUCAUGUCUGCUAAACUUCCCUGAUAGCCGAGGCCCUGUCGUGGGGAUACUAAAAGGAUUUAAUGGAUUGAGUGGAGCAAUUUUAAGCCAAAUUUAUCACUUCUUCAGCACUACUAAUCGUGAUUUCCUCAUAUUAACGAUAGCUAUUGUUCCCUCAAUUGUUGUUCUUUCUCUUAUGUUUGCUAUAAGGUACGUGGAGGGUCAUCGACAGAAAAGGCCUUCUGACAGUUUGAGCUUUUCGUUUGUCUAUGGUGUUUGCCUCAUCUUGGCUGCUUAUUUGAUGGGUUUUUUGCUCUUUGAAGAGUACUUGAACCAACCUUUGAUCAUAAUUUGCUCUGUAAUCUUGCUCAUUAUCUUGCUACUUCCAUCAAUAGUGCCCAUUCUGCUGUCAUUCUCUCCACAAGUGAAUUAUCCAGUCAAAGAGAGCCUGCUACCUGUUGAAACCAUCAUUAGCGAGGAUGAAAAUGAAGCUGAAGGUAAAAGAAGAGAUCCUCGACUAGGGGAGAAUUUUACCUUGCUACAAGCUUUAGGAAAGGCGGAGCUUUGGCUUACGUUUGUAUCCCUAAUCUUGGGUUCUGGAUCUGGUAUUACAAUCAUUGAUAAUAUGGGUCAGAUAUCUGAGUCUCUUGGGUAUUCCAGUCCAAGAAUCUUUGUCUCAAUCAUCAGCGUCUGCAACUUUCUUGGCCGUGUUGGUGGUGGAUACUUCUCAGAGAUAGUUGUCAGAAAAUACGCGUACCCUAGGCUUUUGGCUUUGGCGAUUGUUCAAGCCAUCAUAGCAAUCGGGCUCUUAUACUAUGCUUUGGGAUGGCCUGCAGCAAUUUAUACAUUAACUGUGUUGACUUCAUUUGGUUACGGAGCACAUUGGGGGAUCGCCCCUGCAGCAAUUUCAGAGAUGUUUGGUUUAAAAUGCUUUGGUGCGUUAUAUAACUUUAUUAUACUUUCAAUGCCUACUGGCUCAUUUAUUUUCUCUAGCAUCCUUGCUAGUCGCAUCUACGACUACUAUGCAGAGAUACAAGGUGGGCUUGUAGACCCUAAACUCGAUUUGCAAUUAGGAGAUGAAGGUUCACAUACUUGUGUAGGUAGAAUAUGUUAUUCCAUCACUUGUGCUAUUUUGACAGGAGUUGUUUGCAUUGGUGUUGUACUUAGUUUGAUUGUUGUUCGACGGACUAGGAGUGUUUAUACUCAUCUUUAUGCGAAGUCACAAGCUUAAUUAAAGGCAUGUGGUUGUAAUCGAAGAAAACUUGAAAGUACAAAAAUUCACUACUGGGUUCAUCCUCUCUCUUUAUUUUAUUAGUUGAGAUAAUUAACUAAGGAAUAUUAGGGCUUGUUCUCCAAGUACUCUACUGUUGUAUAUACGUAGUAUAUUGUAAUGUGGUCGAAUAUUAUGAAUGAGAAACACAUCCGGAAUUUCUGAGACCUAAUUUAAUGGGCUUGUUUGGUAAAUGACUUUUCAUUGGCUUCUUGAUUGGCUUUUGACUUUUUCAUUGGGUCAAACAUUCAAAAUUUGUUUGAUAAAUGGCUUUUUCAGCCAAUUGAAAAGCUGGCUUUUAAGCCAAAAUGAAAAAACUACUUACAGUGGCUUUUAACUACUUAACUUACUAAUAACAUCCAACAACCAAUUCUACCAAACAUGUUUUUAGACUAAUAAAAAGUCAAACAACCAACAAAAAAGCCAAUACAAACAGCCACGCAAACCAGUCAAUCAAACCAACCUACAGCCAACAGCCAAUUGCUAAAUAAGGUCAAUAUAUUUAAACUUAUUUAAACAUAUUACAUCUAGAUUAAGUGAAAAUAAAGUGAAUAAAAUGUACGUAGUCUAGUAACGAGUGGCGUUGAGUGUGUGGCUAAGCUCACACAAAGGAAAGGAAGGCCCAUUGUGAUUAUAAAAAAUCUCAUCGAAGGGGUAUAUUGAAGGUUUCACACUAGUCAGCAACAACUUCCAAAAAUAAGGUGUCAAAUGUGCACACAAUUCACACAACAUUGUUUAACGUGGAGUUAGUGUAAUGGUUCAUUUUAGUUCUAACAAUGAGUGAUAAGUGGCUCUCGUUUUCUUCUCAGUUUUUUUUGGCAGAGAUCUUCGCAUAAACCUUCAUGGCUCAAUGCCUUGGGGCCCAUGGGAAACAUCCUUCUCGAUGUUUUCAUGUUAUUUUUCAGUCAAAAUUAUUUAUCGUAAAAAAAAAAAAUAUAUUGUGCAUAUACGAGUAUAAUUUACUAAAUUAAUUUUUUUUAUUUUUAUUCCAAACAAUUUAUUUGGAAAUCAAUUUUGUGAAAACUACUAUACUCAUGUAGACAACAUAUAUUCAAGCAUCACUUCACUUGUAUAUCUUAAUUAUUACAAAAAUCACAAGGGUAACUUGAGGUGAUCAAAGUGGAGUAAUAUAAUUUGGUGUAUGUAAUUAGUAAAUUAAAUCUCCAAUAACCACCAUUAGUAUGUGAUAAAAUUCUCAUAGAUGAAUUUGUAACUAAUAAUGUAAUUUGAUAUACUGUACAUUCGAAAAUAUAACGAAUGUUUGUAUAUGGGUACAUUAUUUUUAAUCUUGAUCAUUCUUAUCAAUCAAUUUGUUUUCUUAUUAAGGGAUUAUUUCAAUUCUAACAAUAACAUGUGUAGAUUGAUGUAUUUAAUUUUUCAUUAUUCAGCUUAUUCUCAGUUUGUCCUUUUUUAACUUCCUAUAUAUCAUUCUUAAGUUAAACAUUUUUUAUUAUAAGAAAUUUAAAUUAGAUCAAAUUUAACAAAAAUUAGAUAAGAUUAGAAAAAUAACAUUAUACUAUAUACCAAAUAAACUCAAAAUAACAAAAGUUUAAUACGGAGUAUAAAUUAAAUAAAAACAUGUUCAUAGCUAAUCAAAUACUUCCUAAAACAACUAAUUAUACGUAUUAAUUUACUACAUAUAAGUUUAGACCAGAUGAGAUAAUGAAGAUUACGAAAACUAAAAUCGUGGGGGGAAAGUAAUAACAACCCCAUAUUAAUAGGCCUCGAUCUGUCUUAUUAUUCAAAAAUGAGUAGCAGCUAACUUGUCAGAUUAUUAUUCAGAAAUUUAGUAGCGGCGA